This is a messenger RNA of Nylanderia fulva, 1421 nucleotides long. It is a transcript of the gene scf, whose product is annotated as Calumenin B scf. The record is from RefSeq and is a predicted model, not a curated record. Gene Ontology annotation, cellular component: endoplasmic reticulum. Gene Ontology annotation, molecular function: calcium ion binding. Lineage: Eukaryota; Metazoa; Arthropoda; Insecta; Hymenoptera; Formicidae.
UCCACGUGGAGGCUGCGGAUUCGUUUCUCGAGAAUAGCCGUCGAACAUCCAACGAGCGUUCCUCGUCCGAAAGAAUCGCACGUUUUCCCACACAAACGCACGAGAUUAAGAGGUGGGGGUGUGUGCGGCGUUCGGUUUGGUUUCGUUAUUCUUGCUGAUGUGGAAGUCGAAGAGUCGCGGAAGAAGAGGACUCGUCGUCUGUUACGGUGGGGAAAAAGAGACUCGGAGAUUCCUCGCGCCCGAGUUUUUCGCAGCUGACGAGGGUCCCUUUUUUCUCUCACACAUUUCCGUGGAAUGCUACAUCUCAUGUUCCUGCAAAUCUUUUUCGCUUUCUCAAUCCUGGCGACGGCGAUCCCGAAGCCGGACGCGGAGCAUCGUAUUUUAAACAAGGAUGUAAGUCAUGAAGAACAUUAUAUCAACUCACAACAUAAUUCAGCCUAUGACCAUGAAGCUUUCCUCGGAGAAGAAGCUAAAACUUUUGAUCAGCUUACUCCUGAAGAAAGCACCAGACGACUAGGAAUAAUUGUUGAUAAAAUAGACAACGAUAAGGAUGGCUAUGUGACACAAGAAGAACUUAAGGAUUGGAUAAUGUAUACACAACAGCGCUACAUUAGGGAUGAUGUGGAACGUCAAUGGAGAUCUCAUAAUCCAGAUGAUAAAGAUAAAAUAAAAUGGCAAGAAUAUACAGCAAUGGUUUAUGGUGAUAUAGAGGAAUAUGAGAAGGAGCAGCAGGAUAAAUCAAAUGAUGAGUCCUUUUCAUAUGUUGAAAUGCUGAAAAGAGAUCGCAGAAGAUGGUCCGCAGCGGAUUUGGACGGCGACGACGCUCUGACCAAGGAGGAAUUCACUUCCUUCCUUCAUGCUGAACACGCAGAUCACAUGAAAGACGUGAUAGUGUUAGAAACAAUGGAGGACAUUGAUAAAGAUGGAGAUGGAAAGAUAUCUCUUAAAGAAUAUAUUGGUGAUAUGUACAGAGGCAGCGAGGAUGAAGAGGAGCCAGAAUGGGUGAAGAAUGAGAAGGAACAAUUUUCUUUGUACAGAGAUAAAGAUGGGGAUGGAUUUUUAAAUGCUGAUGAGGUAAAGACGUGGAUUAUCCCCGCGGAAUUUGAUCACGCAGAGGCAGAGUCUAGGCACUUGAUUUAUGAAGCGGACACGGACGCGGAUCACAAACUCACAAAGGAAGAAAUUUUAGAAAAAUACGAUAUAUUCGUCGGGUCACAAGCGACGGACUUUGGCGAAGCGUUAGCGAGGCAUGACGAGUUUUAACGAGGUGCAAUCUCAUAAAAUAAACAAAAAAGAUCACUGAAUGAACAAUUUACUUAUAACGAUCUACUUAAGAUCUUCUAGCUCGUAAAUAAUCUUAUAGAAUAAGAGCCAGAGAGAUUCUCUAUUUAUAACAAACAAAGUUAUAUUUAUUCCGUAAA